This is a messenger RNA of Candida tropicalis MYA-3404, 480 nucleotides long. RefSeq lists its product as uncharacterized. Lineage: Eukaryota; Fungi; Ascomycota; Pichiomycetes; Serinales; Debaryomycetaceae. Bases 1 to 480 code for a protein of 159 amino acids. The transcript has a single exon. The record is from RefSeq and is a predicted model, not a curated record.
AUGCCAAUUGGCAAUUCACCAACACUACACGAUCAACCAAACAACGUAUCAUUAACUUACUUAAUCAUCAAUGCAAAUAUUCACUUCACUGAAUCACAAAUCUACAAAAUUCUCAACUUUGCUUCAGACAACCCAUUGCACAACAUAGUUUACAAUCAACUUAUCAAAAUAAUUCACACAGCGGCAGAAGAUUUAUUUUACAGCACGCAAUUAGAUGAUUUGAAAUUAUACCCGUUAACCAAUAUUCAAUACUUAAGUUUUAUGAUUGCCGAUAUGUAUUCUGAAAUUUUCUAUAUUCCUGUUUGGAUAAUUGAUGAACUUGAAAAUGAACAAGCUGAAUCGGUAUUAAUACGUAAGACCACCAAUGAAACCAUUAGCUGGAUACUGAAACGUUGCAGAUACAAUGAGAUGUGGAUCAUUACUUAUUUGUUCAAACAAGAGUUUAUCAAGAUCGUCCAUCAUUAUCAUCAUCAUCAAUAA